UGUGUGUGUGUGUGAAUCCGCGAGUGUUUGAGCGAGAUAGAGAAUCCUACAGCCUGUUUAUUACGCUGUGGAGGGGGUGGGAGUUAGGAGAGAGGCAGCAGCCAGCAAGACAUUGUGUGUUUUAGAGAGAGAAGGGGAGAGGGAUGGAGAUGGCUUACUUGUAAUAUGCUGUUGGUAGCAGCAGCACAAAACGAGGCAGAGAGAGGGGGAAGAGGGAGACAUGCACCAGAAACAGGAUGGUGAAGAAGGCAAACCGCCCAGCAUCUUGGGAAAGGCCCACCCGGCUCUCAAGGCCUUCAUGUGUGGCAGCCUGAGUGGCACCUGCUCCACGCUGCUCUUCCAGCCCCUGGACCUGGUGAAGACGCGCCUGCAGACCAUGCAGAACAACAUGAAGCCUGGAGCUCCCAAGGUGGGGAUGAUGACCGUGUUCAUCCAGGUGGUUCGGACGGAGAACGUCCUGGCGCUGUGGAAGGGAGUGUCUCCGUCGUUUGUCCGCUGCAUCCCGGGGGUGGGCAUCUACUUCAGCACCUUCUACUCCCUGAAGCAGCACUUCUUCCCGGAAGGCCGGGGCCCCAACGCCGGGGAGGCAGUGCUGCUGGGGGCCGGCGCUAGGUCCGUGGCAGGGGUCUGCAUGCUGCCCGUCACCGUCAUCAAGACCCGCUUCGAGAGUGGCCGCUACAACUACGUGAGUGUGAUAGGAGCCCUGAAGAGUGUGUGUGAGACGGAGGGGCCCCGGGCUCUGUUCUCCGGACUGCCCGCCACGCUGCUCCGAGACGCCCCGUUCUCCGGCAUCUACGUCAUGUUCUACAGUCAGACCAAGAGGUCCCUCCCUCAGGAGGUGAGCUCGUCCCCCUACGCCCCGCUGGUGAACUUCGGCUGCGGGGUCGUGGCCGGGGUCCUUGCCUCCCUGGCCACCCAGCCGGCCGACGUGGUCAAGACUCACGUCCAGGUCAGCCCCGCCCACUGGACCACGAAGGACGCCGUGGGCUUCAUCUACAGGGAGCACGGCCUCAGGGGGUUCUUCCGCGGCGCCGUGCCUCGUUCUCUGAGGAGGACUCUGAUGGCGGCCAUGGCCUGGACCGUCUACGAACAGCUGAUGGCCCACAUGGGACUCAAGUCAUGAAGAAGAGGAGUGGGAUCGAUCGAGGAUGAUCCCCGGUUUUACCCAAGGCACCUGUUUGCAGAGAACCAGGGUGUGUAGAGACUUAACACUGCAAAAAUGUUAGGAAACAGAGGUCUGUGUAUGGGGAGUGGAUGGUGUGUGCCUGCUACUGCCUGUAUUUUUCCGAUGUUUAGGCGUUCGCCAGAGGAACACUGUGUCUGUCCUUAUUCUUACUCCAACCCCGACCUUUGAGGACAUUCCCUUACAGCUGUGAAAUGACCUGCUUCCUCUCUGACUGCGAAGACAAUGAAAAUGUGUCUAAUUGCAAAUAUGACUCUUUCAGACCAUGGUGGUUUUUGCUCCGGGUAACGCACGUACUUAAAAAUGUAUUGCUGUCAAUGACAAGGAUGCACUGACAAAAAUCCAGGCACACACUCCAGAGACUAAAAGCAGCUCUUAUUUGGUUCCAUCAGGAAGGUUGGUUCCACCAGCUAAAAGCCCAGUGGACUGCUUUCAGAACCAUGAUUAAGAACACCACACUAAUAACAGUCUUCUGUCUGCCAAUACAAGGCUAAUUACCCUUAUGACAAUACAGUGUGGCAAAAGAUUAGAAUGGCUUGUAUUUUGCAACACCACUGUUGUCCUUAGCAGUUAGCGAUAAACUAUGCUAUUGGAAAUAUUGGCAUCUUAAACUAGCUUACAGGAGGUGUUUCUGUAUCUAAUUCAGCUGGGGUAAAACCGCCCAGAACUGAACCUUGACGUGCUUUACCUGAAUGCUAGUUAGUCCCAGAGCCGUAGAUAACGACUUGGCUCAGGGGCAUUUUGGAUUGGACCCCGGACAACUCAAGAUUGUGCUAAUCUGGGCAGUGGCGUUGUGACAGUCAACGUUGCUACCAUAAACAAGCACCUUCAGCGUCUCUGCAUUGCAUGGGUUGUAUUUAGCACCAAAAAUAUUUUUAAAAAAUGACAGAUUAGCUAUAACUGUCAAACAAGGUUGCAAAACAUUUUGCUGUGGUGUGCAAUAAUAUGUACUGCCCAGCUAAAUACAGAAUCCAUAUCGGUGUCGCACUGACAAGGUCCAGGAUAGUCUAAUAAGUUGUGUAAAUAUAUAGGUCUAUGUAUUCAGUAUUGAGAAUAGUUUUUUGUUUUUUUUAACAUUGAAGACCUCAGUGUAUAUUUUUUCAACCAAUGGAAUUUCAAUGUGCCAUGGAGAUAGUAUUUAUGAACAUAUAGUCAAUGUUAAGAUGUUAUUCUACAGUAACUGAUUCUGUUUUCUGUUGAGAGCCCAGUGGAAGCUUGUAACACUAGAGGGCAGAGAGAAACUGAUUUAAAUCCUUCGUUAUCGUUUUUCAUAUACCAGUGGCACGGGGUUACUCACCCAAUACAAUCCCACACGUUAGAGAAAGACCAGCUUUGAUAUAGGCUGUGGAGAGAUUACCACGUGAUUUGGGUGGGGAGUAACACUUGAUCCAGCUCAGUGUCAGUCAGUGAAUAAAUGCACUUUGGAACUCAAUGCACAUUAAUUUAUUCAAGCAUCUGAAGGGCUGGAGUGACUGACGCUUCUGGCAAAGUGGGAGUUCUUCAGCCCUGGUCUGAGUUUUCUGUAAUGCUAACAAAUCUUACCACCGCACUGAAUUUUGUUUUGUGCUGUAACAUUUCCGCCUUGGCAGUUGUCAUCAGCAUCACUUGCCAUUGAUAUUGUGACUAUAAAGUAAAUAUGAUUAUUGUCAAUAUUUGGUAUGUAUGUGUCUGUUUGCUCAGACAGAUGCUGUGCCUGUUUGUUUUUAAUUUAAUAAAGUCACCCCCCAUUUUUGUAUAAUC
Esox lucius (northern pike) is the source of this 2923-nucleotide messenger RNA. RefSeq names its product mitochondrial glycine transporter B-like. The coding region runs from base 221 to 1123 and encodes 300 amino acids. Gene Ontology annotation, cellular component: mitochondrion; mitochondrial inner membrane. Gene Ontology annotation, biological process: glycine import into mitochondrion. Gene Ontology annotation, molecular function: glycine transmembrane transporter activity. NCBI's taxonomy places the organism in Eukaryota, Metazoa, Chordata, Actinopteri, Esociformes, Esocidae. The transcript has 7 exons. The record is from RefSeq and is a predicted model, not a curated record.